AUGUCGGCUCCACCCUAUGAUCUUGCAUGCGAACUGGUGCCCAGCUACCAGCCCUCGUCAGAGUCGCUUCCGGAAUACAAACAAACUCUUCAUUUCGGGGGUUUAUGUCUUAUGAAAACCGAGUUUUCAACUCCUUAUCACUAUAACUCGCGGAACCGAGGUUGGAGCCCGGUUUUCUUGGAAAUUAAUUCGACAGAAAUCAAAUUUUACAAUUUGAACAUUGAUAAAAAAUUGCUUAUUCUCAUAGAAACGUUAUACUACGAGGCCAAUCUGCUUCAUGAUUUGGCUGCUAACAUCAACAAUGAUAGACUUAAACGCGACAAGAAGCCUUGGCUUGACACCAGUGACGUUGAUCUUUUCGGUGAUGACCCCUAUGGUGCCUCAUUUUCUCCCGAGGCUUUUAAGCAGACCCGGUCCGACAGAGUCAAGUUGAAGUUUCAGAAGGCAAAGCAAGGCGCCUCGGCGAAAAUGCUCCCUAAGUUUUACUCACAGCUUCAGGAUAAUGGCUUUUUAUUCGAACCAACGACCAAUACCGAAAUCACCAACAACUUCAAAUCAAAGUACGCAGGAGAGUUGAUUCACCGGUACACUCUUGCCAACUGCGAUGUUGGAGAGGCUCCUUCGUUGAAUCAAGUGAUUUCUGCCAUGUAUAAAGAAACGCUGAUUGAUUCGUUACCUCAAAGCACCUCCACCUUGGUCAAAUACAAAAAUGUGCUUCGACUUCGAGUCGAAUUGAAACAAAUAUUGCUCCAAUUCUGGUCGUUUUACGGCAUGGUGCAUUGGUACCGAAACAUCUUGAUUGGAGGUGAUUUGGCUUCGCCUCUCGAAUCUAGAAUAGCUACCAAGGUCAAAAGCAUACCAUCUCGUCAAACCAGACUCAAUAAUGCCCUUCUUGUGGCUACGGCCGCCGCUGCAUCUUACCGACAGGAACCACUGCAAGACGAAGAAAACUUUCCCGCCGGCGAAAUUUGUUUCAAUGAUCCUUUUCUGACCGGAGAAACCAUCAAGCCACUGAAUACUCGUCCAUGUUCGUGUUCUGAGAAUGGAAGCGUGUGCACAACCCCAGACUCUGUUUUCUCUGAGCGCCGAGAGUCUGUCGCUACGACAGAAAGUAGUAGCAGUGAUACCAAAUGUCACUACUCGAAAACUAUGCAUUCCUAUAAACUUGUCAGCUACGACAGAUACUACACCACAUUAGAAAAGCAGUAUAUUUCAAACUGUAUACCAGAUCUAAACUCGUUUGACAAGUGGCAGUCGAUAGGGUUAACGCUUUCUAAUUUCAAACAGUAUAUGAGCAAACUGCAAUUGAAGCAUUAUGAAAAAGACCCUCAAAAUGUUUACAUAUCUAUUGGAGAAUUGAUAGACGGUGUGUCUCAAUAUGACAAAACCUCACCAUCAAAUGGGCCAUGUCGACUGUUCGUUGUGCAUCAAAGCGGACUAGUUAGUGUGACAACUUGA
This is a messenger RNA of Meyerozyma guilliermondii ATCC 6260, 1458 nucleotides long. RefSeq lists its product as uncharacterized. The coding region runs from base 1 to 1458 and encodes 485 amino acids. NCBI's taxonomy places the organism in Eukaryota, Fungi, Ascomycota, Pichiomycetes, Serinales, Debaryomycetaceae. The transcript has a single exon. The record is from RefSeq and is a predicted model, not a curated record.